Messenger RNA from Ornithorhynchus anatinus (platypus), 2451 nucleotides. It is a transcript of the gene HSDL2, whose product is annotated as hydroxysteroid dehydrogenase like 2. Gene Ontology annotation, cellular component: mitochondrion. NCBI's taxonomy places the organism in Eukaryota, Metazoa, Chordata, Mammalia, Monotremata, Ornithorhynchidae. The transcript is spliced from 12 exons. Bases 223 to 1713 code for a protein of 496 amino acids. The record is from RefSeq and is a predicted model, not a curated record.
GAGUAGGGGGCUGGUGGAGGAAGGGUAGGGACGAGGGAAAAAGAUGAGCCCAAAGGGUCAUCUCUAAAUCACUUCGUUCGGAAGUCAGGCCGGAAGAAAAUUCCCGUAAAAUCCCAAUCGGGGCUGGCCGAGCGUUCCUUUUGGGAGAACCGUCUAGUGAUUCCGUCCAACCGACUGGUCUCCUUUUCCGUCGUAACCGGCUCGAGCGGGAGGGGACCGAUCAUGUACCAAAGGUGCGGCGAGAAGAGGGAAGAGCCCCCGGCUCGGGAUGGCGCCCGCCCUCCCGCCCUCGUCCCUCAGACUUCGAGGGACGAUCGAGGCUGCGGGCCCGGAGACUUGCUGUCGAGUCUUUCCCUCAGCGCCUUCCUCGCCGCUCUCCGGGCCGCCUUCCCCAUUCGAUCGUCUCAGCAGGACCGGGCCGCACGGCUCCCCUCACCGCAAAACGACCUCUCGGUGACCAUGUUUCCUAACACCGGGAAACUAGCUGGAUGUACUCUGUUUAUUACCGGUGCAAGCCGAGGCAUCGGCAAGGCAAUCGCCCUGAAAGCUGCUAAGGAUGGAGCAAAUGUUGUGAUUGCCGCGAAGACCACCCAGGCUCAUCCGAAACUCCCUGGGACAAUCUAUACUGCUGCUGAGGAAAUUGAAGCUGUUGGUGGAAGAGCCUUGCCAUGUGUAGUCGAUGUGAGGGAUGAAAAACAAAUCAGCGAUGCAGUGGAACAGGCAGUCCAGAAAUUUGGAGGAAUUGAUGUCUUGGUGAACAAUGCCAGUGCUAUUAGUUUAACCAACACGUUGGAAACACCUACAAAGAGAGUGGAUCUGAUGCUGAGUGUCAACACCAGGGGAACUUAUCUUACAUCUAAAGCAUGCAUCCCUUACUUGAAAAAGAGCAAAAUUGCCCAUAUCCUUAAUCUCAGUCCACCGCUAAACCUGAAUCCAGUCUGGUUCAAGCAACACUGUGCAUAUACCAUCGCUAAGUAUGGGAUGUCCAUGUGUGUACUUGGAAUGGCAGAAGAAUUUAAAGGAGAAAUUGCAGUCAAUGCUUUGUGGCCUAAAACAGCCAUACAUACUGCUGCAAUGGAUAUGUUGGGAGGAUCUGGUGUAGAGAACCAGUGCAGGAAAGUUGACAUCAUUGCGGAUGCUGCGUAUUCCAUUUUUAAUAAGCCAAUAACUUUUACCGGCAACUUUGUUAUUGAUGAACAACUGCUGAGGGAAGAUGGGAUAGAAGAUUUUGACAUCUAUGCAGUUAAACCAGGCCACCCUUUGCUCCCGGACUUCUUCUUAGAUGACCAUCCUGAUGAAUUAGCCUUGAAAAUGGAAGCACAGGGUGCUACUCCGGCAUUUGCAGAGGUGACACAAGAGCAAGUAACUACCCCUUCUGGAGCCGUCGAACAAACUUUUAAAAUCGUUAAGGCAGCUCUGAGUGAAGAAGUUGUGAAGUCUACCCAGGCAAUUUAUCUGUUUGAACUAUCUGGUGAGAAUGGUGGAACCUGGUACCUGGAUCUCAAGAACAACAGUGGCAGUGCUGGGUAUGGAGCACCACCUGAUAAAGUCGAUGUAGUAAUGACCAUGUCCACCAGUGACUUUGUGAAAAUGUUUUCAGGAAAACUAAAGCCAACCAUGGCUUUCAUGUCAGGAAAGCUGAAGAUUAAAGGUAACAUGUCUCUGGCCAUCAAAUUGGAAAGAUUAAUGAACCAAGUGAACUCCAGACUGUAACAGGAAAGGCGUCAUACCAUGUAAACCACCAGCCUUAAGUAAAAAAACCUCCUUGUUAAAAGCACUAAUGUUUGAUUUUUUUUUAAAGUUUCAUUAAGUGAUUCAAGUUUGUGCUAAUAGAAUUUUUAUGUCAGUGCAACUGGAAAGGGUAAUUUAAACAAAGCCUAUCUGCUUCCAUCCAGACCUGUGAGGUGUACUCAUUCCCCAGUGUGCUCUACUCUUAUCACAUAUCAUAUUUUUUGUGAGGUGCUGGAUUAAAUCCACCUAGCAAGUAGGACUAGUUAUCGUGUGUCAUUCAUUGUUCAUCAGCCUAAAGGCAUUUCCCUUUAUUGUCAGAAGCUAAGCAAGCUGCUCCUUAUCCAAACCCUAGUGACCUAGGAAGCAAAAUCGAGUUAAAAUCUGUUCUCUCACAAAAUCUUUUUAAUCAGGUACUGUAGUAAAGUGAGAUAAUUUUAAAAUUAAUUUUGGAUAUGGAAUAAAUUAAAAUCUUAGUGUCGGGUUUAUGUACCCUCUUUUUAAGAAAUCUUUCGGUGAUUCAUUUUGACAGGUACAAGUAUACUAUUAGCAAGAAGAGUUUGUAAGCAGUGAAACAAGCUCACACAUUGGUCUUUUUGGUUAGUUUUCUAGCAGCAAAAAUACUUUAAUGUAAUUCAACUACAGUGUUUGCAGCAUACAUUCUGUUUCCCCCGAAGUAUGUGUAAAUGCACUGAAAUAAAAAUAAAUGUUUUUCUCUUCCUA